Molecule: messenger RNA, 1359 nt
Organism: Doryrhamphus excisus (bluestripe pipefish)
Lineage: Eukaryota; Metazoa; Chordata; Actinopteri; Syngnathiformes; Syngnathidae
Gene: tnfa
Product: tumor necrosis factor a (TNF superfamily, member 2)
Biological process (GO): immune response
Cellular component (GO): membrane
Molecular function (GO): tumor necrosis factor receptor binding
Source: RefSeq, a predicted model, not a curated record
UCCUCCUCAGCGCUGCGUCUCUCUUCCUCAUCAAAUCUUCACAUCAUUCACCGGACUUUCCCCAGGAGACCAUGAAGUUUAAAAAAGAGCCGCUCUGUGCUUCCUGCCAGUCAACAACCAAGAGUCGCAGGAGGAAACAAACAGAGACGACGUUUCACAACAAGCCUCGUUCACAACAAUGGACGCUGACUGCAAAGUAACACUUUUUGCUGCCGUGGACGCCGACGCCGAGAACCCAUCGGGGCUUGUUGUUAGACCUGGAUCCAAGCUCACCGCGGCCCUGGUGGGUUUCACGCUCAUGAUGGCCGUUGCUGCCGGUGCCGUGCUGCUCUUCAGCCACCACACUAAGGAACCAGCACAAGAGGACGAUGGCUUUGAUCUUCAUCAUACCUUGAGGCAAAUCUCCAAUGGAAGAGCUGCCAUUCAUUUAGCAGGACAGUACAACCCGAACAUGGAGACCUCAGUGGAAUGGAUCGGUAACGUGGGCCCGACCCACUCCCAAGGCGGACUGGAGCUCAAGAACAACGAGAUCGUGAUCCCCCGAAAGGGCCUCUACUUCGUUUACAGUCAAGUAUCCUUCCGGGUCAGCUGCAGCAUCGGCGAGAACGACAGCGCCUCCGCGGCGCCCAUGGUCCACCUGACCCACAGAGUGAGGCGCUGGUCCAGCUCAUUUGGGAGCGACGAAUACAAGACCAUCCUUCACGCCGUCCGCACCGCCUGCCAGAAGACAGCAAGCGGCGAUGCUGACGAAGAUGGCCGCUGGUACUCGGCCGUGUACAUGGGCGCCGUCUUCCAAUUAAAUAAAGAAGACCGGCUGAAGACCGUCACGGAGAAGAUGCUGCCAAAUCUGGAGGAAGAGGCGGCAAAGACCUUCUUUGGGGUGUUUGCUUUGUGACCACGUGAAGACGAGCGCUGUCGCCACCUGUCUAGUCACUCAUUAUUUAUUGAAAUAUUUAUGUAUUUAUAUAUUUAUCAUUUAUUUAUUCCUGUCAUUCCACAAUGUCAACACAAGUUGUGUACCCUUACUUGUUAAUAUACUUGCAACAAUGUUGCUGUAUCGUCAAUACGCAUCCCCUCCGUGUAUGAGGCGUGUUAUGAAACGGAAGCGGUGAUCACGGGUGCUUGAAAGUGAUGCUAACGCGAGGAACGUCAAUACAAGAAGAAUUGAUUUGAAGUCCUAACAUCUACGUGACGGAUGUGACAAAUCUUUGAGUCAAUGUAGAAGUACUACAACUUCUGCUUGGACAGCAGAAAAAAAGCAGCCACACAUGACUCGCUGAUGCUGGGAACGCCACUUCCGAGACCACUUCCAUAUUCCGUAUUACCUUUCAUUCCCAACUACGUUAACAUCCAAGCACA